Messenger RNA from Anneissia japonica, 2193 nucleotides. Its product is annotated as SNW domain-containing protein 1-like. The record is from RefSeq and is a predicted model, not a curated record. Gene Ontology annotation, biological process: mRNA splicing, via spliceosome. The transcript has 14 exons. Lineage: Eukaryota; Metazoa; Echinodermata; Crinoidea; Comatulida; Comatulidae. Gene Ontology annotation, cellular component: spliceosomal complex. The coding region runs from base 78 to 1691 and encodes 537 amino acids.
CUUGCAUUCGCUCGAAUCUUAGCAGCCUGUUGUUCUGCGCGCGAGCGAAAGCAGAUCAGUAAGCUUCCCGAGUAAAGAUGGUGUCGCUCGCGGAUAUUCUUCCACCUCCGAUUCAAAGGACUCAUGAAGAGUUUGCUGAUGAUGAUAGACUUUCAAGAAAGUUGAAUGUAGUUUCUGUUUCUAAGAAUGCAGCGCCACCUUAUGGACACCGUAAGGGUUGGGUUCCACGGUCAGCUAUGGAUUAUGGAGAUGGUGGUGCCUUUCCUGAAAUCCCUGUUGCCCAAUACCCGCUUGAUAUGGGACGGAAGAAGGCUACAGGUAAUGCAUUGGCUAAGACAGUGGAUGGAGAGGGCAAAGUUCGAUACGAUGCUAUAGCACGGCAGGGUCAUGGGAAAGACAAGAUUGUGUUUUCAAAGUUUCACGAUACUAUAGCCAAAGGCGUGCCUGCAGAAGAUGAUCCGGACUUGCAAAUACCCGAUGAAGAAGAAAUAAAUGAAACAACUGAAAAAACACGUCAAGCCCUUGAGAAACUAGUUCAGAGUAAGAUAUCGGCAGCUAUGCCUGUGAGAGCAGCAGAGAAGCAAGCGCCAGCUCAGUAUAUAAGGUACACACCAUCGCAGCAAGGAGUAUCAUUUAACUCUGGUGCAAAGCAACGAGUCAUCAGAAUGGUAGAAGCCCAGAAAGAUCCCAUGGAUCCACCAAAGUUCAAAACAAACAAGAAGAUCCCACGAGGUCCUCCUUCCCCGCCAGCUCCAGUCAUGCACUCCCCAACCAGAAAGGUGACUGUAAAAGAACAACAGGAAUGGAAGAUCCCUCCUUGCAUAUCCAACUGGAAGAAUCAAAAGGGUUACACAAUUCCUUUGGAUAAGCGUUUGACAUCUGAUGGCAGAGGAAUGCAGAACCCUCAGAUUAAUGAGAAUUUCGCAAAACUUGCAGAAGCUCUCUACAUUGCUGACAGAAAGGCUCGUGAGGCUGUUGAGAUGAGAGCCAAGGUAGAAAAGACAAUUGCCCAAAAGGAAAAGAGUAAACAAGAAGACAAAUUGGUGGCGAUGGCUCAAAAGGCGAGAGAAGAAAGAGCUGGUAUACGGUCCCAUCAGGGAGAUCGUGAUGAGGAAGCAAUGGAGAGGGACCGUAUGCGUGAGGAUAGACAUCGUCAGCGGCAACGUGAUCGCAACAUUGGAAGAGCAGCUCCAGAUAAAAGGAACAAGCUACAGCGUGAACGUGAGAGGGAUAUUAGCGAGAAGAUUGCUCUCGGGGUGCCUAACGUAGGAAAUCGCUCAGAUGAUCUUCAGUUUGACCAGAGACUUUUCAACCAAGAUAAGGGUAUGGACAGUGGUUUUGCUGGUGGGGAGGAUGAGUCCUAUAAUGUGUACACACAGGCUUGGAGAAAAGAUCAGAAUGUUGCCAGCUCCCUCUAUCGGCCUAGCAAAAAUGCUGACAAGGACAUAUAUGGCGAUGAUUUGGAGAGAAUCAUUAAGGAAAAGAGAUUUGUGCCAGACAGAGGAUUCGAAGGAACAGAUCAUACCCAGAGACGAGAUGGUCCGGUAGAAUUUGAAAAGAAUGAGGAGGAAGAUCCUUUCGGUUUGGACAAGUUUUUGAACGCUGCCAAGACAGCAGACAAAAGGCGGUUGGAAGGGUCUCGUUCCCGAGAUGACUACGACAGUAGAAGCAAACGAAAGAAAGAUUUUUAGAUAAUUACAAUUAUGCUAAUAUAGAGGUUUCAACACAUGUGAGAGAUUGUACAUUUCAUACGUUGGUUUCUAGAACAGGUCUACGAAUAACAUAAUUAACAAUUGAUAUGCCAAGAGCUACUAGUACACAUUGUUCAAGCUGAGAAUGUGACAAAUCCUCUAUUGUGAGGGAAUGAGCGAUGAUUCUUACGUCACGCCGGUUGUAAAAUCUUUUUUUAAGACCUGGAUACUUCACACAGGCAUUUCGCUGGUAAAUUGUCUAUGUACAUUGUUAGUUUGACCAAAAAUGUCCAGUGUGAUCAUAAAGCUCUGGCCAGACUAUGAAAUUUUAUUUGGCAAAAACAUGUGACACGUCUAAAUAUGUUCAUGAUUACAUCGCACCAUGACCAUAUAUGAGGCAUGUUGUGGCGAAAUGGUUAAGUUGUCGCACAGGCCAGUAUUGAGUAAAUGAGCUAUAAAAUAUGGGAGCUCAAAAAAUUGCCUAAAAAUCCAAAUUUGUUUU